AUGGAGUUACUCUGGCACAACAUUCCCAUCGCCUUUUUGCGGUUCUUUGAGAGGAAUGAGCGCAAGCCCUGGGAGGGUGACUACCAUUACUAUCGUGUGACAACAACGACCUCUGUUCUCGCAGAUGCGGUAGUGCAGAACUACGGAAUUUUGUUGCGAGCAGUUGCGGAAUACGUGAAGCACCAGCACCACGAUCAUCAGCAGCAGCUCAAAGCAGUGGAACACGCCCACAGUGAAGACAACCUACACAAAUUGCUUUCUGAAGUCGCUUACCAAAUGCAAACGUCUACUACUUAAGUACGUCAUUUACUCGUGUCUCAUAUCUACCACUCCGAUAUAAUGGGCGGACUCGGACAGCCGUUGGGGUGCAGGAUUGCAUGAGCGCCUCACAACUUGUGUUAAUGUCGUUUGCAUUUUCGGUACGGGUAUGAAUGUGGACUUAUGUUUUUGAAUUCGAACCAACGUCGGUAGAGCAUCAGAAAAUCAUAUUGAAUCAAGAUCAAAGAGCCUAUUUAGACUUUGUCAUGCGUGGCUCAGCUGUGCCAACGCUAAGGUCAAAACAUCCUUUCUUUUUGUCUAGCUGAAGCAGGAGAAAUAUGAUUAAAUAGUGGCCACGUGACGUAGUGGUAGUUGUUUUGCAAGCAUACUGUGUCUUACACGCUGCACGGAACUACACUCGCCGAGUUCUAUAAGACCGAGGCGUUCUUCGAGAAAGCAAGGAAGGACUUUCGCGACGCCAUGAACGGCAAUGCGGGAAAAAUUUCUAAUUACUUCUUGGGUAAACACCUUGCCGGGGAACGUCCGGACGAGCAGAUGGCGCAGGCGAUUGAGAUCGUGAACGCUGUCGACGCGAACAUUAGAGGAGAUCCGAAAAAGUUUCUUCAUACCAUGGAGAAGGUGCUGAAGCAGGUGAAGAGCCACCACCUCGCGAUAGAUCACGAUGUCAACAACAAGCACAUUCCCGUGCGCUAUCAAAAGGAAAAAUCCCCCCUCCCCAUAUCGAAAACGAAAUUUGUGGUGCUGGAUUUGAGUACACAAAUCGACUUUGCUAGAAGGCCAAGAGCCGCAGUUAUGGCCUCGUUUGCAGGCAAUUUGUCAUGCUGUUGUUCACUUCCAGCUGCCUCCUGUCAUGCUGAAGAUGGAAGGCUUUCCCACGCAACCCAGCACUACAGUCCGCAUCUUUUUCCCUCUAGCAUGACAAAGCUGAUCUGUGACCACAAAUCUGCAUCAGAGAUUUCCGUUUUGAUAGGGAGUGGAGGUAUUUUUCAUUGUAAUAUACGCGUUGCGAACUUCAUCACUUCGUUCGUUGCCAGGCUGUACAGUGAGCCGACAGAUCCAUCCGAUCAGUGUGCGCGUUUUGUCUUUGUCGACAACGGCAUGCGGGACGGGAUUUCGCACGGCGAAUUCUGGGCUCAAAUGUAUAAGUGGAAGGUAAACGUCCUACGGGAACUGCUCAAGAAAAUCCUGUUGUUGGACUAUCAGCAUCACAGUCACCGCGAGAAGGACAAUAACCCGCAUAAAGCGCAGAAACACCACACGGACGUGAUUGACGCGUUUUUCACUCACAUGAUUGAGAUUCCCGGGUUCACCAAUCUGAUGGAGACCGGGGCAAUUGUCGGAGGGGCAGCUGGGGAAGCUGUCGCGCACUCCCAUCAUACGGAGGAGAUCGUCAAACACCUGAAAAAAUUGCUUCAAGAACAUUACGACGGAAAAGGGGUGGAGGUUCCGCGAUCCUCCAGUACACUGGAAACCGAGUCCACGUCUACUGCGCCGCUCCAAGAACUUUUGUCCGCGACGGUGCCCCCGCAGGCGAAGACCACUGUUUCUGCCACGGCAACUCUCACCUCCGGUGGCGCAUCCUCCUUUACCACCACCACGGCGGACCAGUACUUUUCCACUGCGGACGGAGAGCAAUGGAUCGGAGAAACGAAGCAAACCUCCGCCGCCGGCGAGAACAAGAACGGUGAAAACGGUGACGGCGAAGACCACUCUGCUCUUGACAAGCAACCGUCUCUUCCAUCUUCGACUGCUGUCACGACGAAAAUGUUGAACCAGCGGGUUACGAUCUCCGGCCAGAAGAAGAACUACAACGACCAGGCGGGGGACACCGGGAAAACAAGCAGGGAUCACGGAGUUUUCACCCUGGCGGGCACCUUCGACGGAGCGGAGAGAGCGGGAGUGGGGUUGCCUGCGGGUACGGCGGAUGAGAAUAUUGCCGGAAAAAACUGUUUCACCGCUGUAAACUACCUUUGAUGCAGGGCUGACUCGACAUGCAAGACGAAACUUUGUAUCUUGCUAGAAAUGCGAGAAGCGGGGUAGCACCAAAUAGUCUUGUUUUCCUUUAGGAGGCACUCAUAGCUGAUUUUGUGAGUCAUGUAGGGUGAUGAAAUUGUUGUAAUGCAGAUCAUUUUGCAAAAUCAUGAGCAUCGCAGUGAGAGUGAAACCCAUGAUUUUUUCGUGCGAUAGCGAUGGACCUCAAAUUCUCGGCGAUGUUGGAGCUGAACGGGGAGCAUAUCAAAAGGAAAAAUCCCCCCACCACAUACUCAAGCUGGAAAUUUGUGAUGCUGAUUUGUGGCCGCAAAUCAUGUUGUCAUGCUAGAAGACAAAAGAUGCGGACUGUCGUGCUGGCUGGCGUGACAAAGCCUUGCAUCUUCAGCAUGACAGGAGGCAACUGGAAGUGGCAAACAGCAUGACAAAUUACCUGCAAUGAAGGCCGCAGCUGCGGCUCUUUCCAUUCUAGCAAUACAAACUGAUUUCUGUGCGCAAGUCCAGCGUCACGAAUUUCCUGUCCGAUAUGGGGAGGGGGGAUUUUUCCUCACGAUAGAGCAACAAGACGCGCCCGCAGUCGAGGAGGACGUGUUGUUCGAUGGCCAGUGAGGGAGAAUCCAGCAUGUUGUGGAGGAACGAAGAUGAUCUUGUUUUACAGGUUGUACAACGGAAUUUUGUGUUUCAAGCGGCAAACUUUAUAAACUUAUGUAAUUGCUUCAGAGCAGAUUUAUAGUGAGACUUGUUAAGCUACAGCACGGACAGUUCAAAAGAGAAGAUUUUCUUACCACUGAAGUUGAGACUUUACACUAUGCAAUUACAGAAUGACUAACAGUACUAGUACACUGUUGACUUCUAAAAGACUCACACAAUUGUUCCUAUGACAGAGACCGUGAGGACCGUCUGUUUCAUUAUUCUCGUGUUGGCCGAAAAACGUUUAUCCGAUCUCCCAAACUUCUACCACGAUUGAAUUUACAAAAUGAGAAAAAUUAUAUCCACAGGACGACUUCCAACGACUCUAUGAUACACACUUUUAAUUAUUUUUGCACCACAUUGUUUUUCAGUUUACACAUACUCAGUUGCACUGCCAUCCUGCCACAUGCGGAUGGAUUGAUGUUGAAUAGAUAUGAUAAUGCUGCUAAUGUAACAUGUUUUCAUGAAGAAAAAAUCGCUUUUGCUGUUGCUGUAUAUAUUCUAGAGCAAAAGAACAGUGUGC
Molecule: messenger RNA, 3481 nt
Organism: Amoebophrya sp. A120
Lineage: Eukaryota; Dinophyceae; Syndiniales; Amoebophryaceae
Source: the annotation of a GenBank genome assembly